Macrobrachium nipponense is the source of this 961-nucleotide messenger RNA. RefSeq names its product pro-resilin-like. Gene Ontology annotation, cellular component: extracellular region. Lineage: Eukaryota; Metazoa; Arthropoda; Malacostraca; Decapoda; Palaemonidae. Gene Ontology annotation, molecular function: chitin binding. The record is from RefSeq and is a predicted model, not a curated record. The coding region runs from base 51 to 839 and encodes 262 amino acids. The transcript is spliced from 2 exons.
CAUCUUCCACCCAUUGCAACUUCUGUCUGAUCUGCUCCUUCAAAUCAACCAUGAAAGUUCUUGCUCUUUGCGCUCUCUUCGCCUACGCAUCAGCAGACGGAAGGCCACCAAGCAAUGGUUAUGGAGCCCCACCACCAUCUCCAAGCAAUGGGUAUGGAGCUCCACCAAGCAAUUCCUAUGGACCUCCAAGGAACGGCUAUGGGGUAGACCCACUUGCUGCCUUGGCGGAAAACAUUCCUGGAGGUGGUGUUCCUGGUGAAGAUUAUCCCGUCUUGGCCUCUGUUCCUGACACUGGAUUCGACUGCAACGCCCAGAAUGUCCCUGGUUACUACGCUGACACUGACCCUGAAGCUGGCUGCCAGGUCUUCCACAUUUGCCAGGACAGGCCCAGUGGACGCCGUCAGCAGGACUCCUUCCUCUGCCCCAACGGCACCAUCUUCAACCAACAGUACCUCGUCUGUGACUGGUGGUUCAACUUCGACUGCGCUGACGCUGAAGACUUCUACUCAGUCAACGAGCUCAUUGGAGUUCAGCCUUACGGAUAUGGGAAAAGUAAUGGCAAUGGUAACAAUGGCUACGGGUCUAACGGCAAUGGUAACAGAAACAAUGGCUAUGGUUCCAACGGAAGCCGAAAUGGCAAGAAGAACGGUAAUGGUAAGAGGAACGGCAAUGGAAAUGGCAAUGGUUAUGGUGCAAAUGGCAACGGUGCUGCUGUAUCCCCAAGCGAUAUUUAUGGACCACCUGCUACCCCUAGCAAUGGCUAUGGGGCACCUGCUGCUCCCAGCGACGCUUAUGGAGCCCCCGAAGACCCUUCUGCUGCCUACGGAGCUCCUUUCUAAACAAAUAAUCAGAAGCCAUUCGACAAGCUGACAGUGUUUCCGAUAUUUUGCCAGAUAUGAAUCCACAGUGAAAUGGAGUUAUAAAAUCAUAAUAUAUUUCUGUAAAUAAAAUCAGAACAUUA